AUGGCAGCAUUAAGUGCACACCAUGGCAUAGAAGACGGGCAUUCUGCCUUUGUAAACAGUUCCAAAAUUCUAAUAGAGACCACCAGAGAGAAAUUAAACUUAAUGCAAGAUGUGUCGCAAGAUUCUCACAGCGAAACCAAUCAAAUGACGGACUCUAACGAUGAUUACCCGGCAUCUGGGAAACCGGAAAAGCCACACUCGAAACCAAAUACACAGAUCAAAGUGGUGGUUCCAAUUUGUGCUGAUGUGACAGAAACUCUACACAAAUCCCAUCCACGGCGGAAGCACCACAAGAAAUCUACGUCUCGCGGUAAGAAGGCAACAGACGACAGUUUACGGGCGCUGACGAAGAAAUAUGGAAAUCAUAAGACCGGAAAGAAAACUGUUGUACUAGAUCCUUUAAAGUAUUUACAACAGUUAGAAGGAAGUGAGCAAGAGAAUGGCACCAAAGAUCAAAAGACCACGACCAUAAAAAAGUCUCCACCGGUUCCUCAUCAAGGAUUAGAUCGGGAAGGUGAGAAUACAGGUAGUGAAGUUGCCAUUCCAAAGCACAAAGCGCGACAAGAAUAUAUGUGUCGUGAUUAUAAGGGAUCUACGAGCAUGACUUUGCCUAAGAUUGGUCAUUUUGAUGCAAUUGAUAAUGAAACAUGCACCAUGAAUCUACCUGGGCGGAAAAUAACCUGCGAAAACUGUAAAGCGAGAGCCAUGACAGAACUGGAGGUGACACUGUCAAAACAAUCAGGAGAUGGUGAUUCGUCUGAUUCUACAGAGCAAGUACAUACGUCUAGAACAGUUCACAGACACUGUUGUGCAAAGUCCUCAAAACCGGCAAUUUAUUAUCACUGUUCAAAUGAAACUUCUGGAAAGAAUUUACCCGUGUACAUAGCUCGAACAUUUCUUCACAACAGGCGAAUUCUGACUUGUAACACCCGAACUAUGAAAUCGGAACCAUGUUACCAAACACCCAUCACGAACUUGGCUUUCCAUCCAGAAAGAUACUCCUACCCCAAAACAUACUUCUGCAUAGAGGACUUGAAACGGAAAGAACCAGAGUGUUUCGCACAUCGUGAAAUUCUUCGACCGAACAAAGUUACCCUGCAGUCAUCUAAACUUCCAGCACUUAUAGCGGAAGACUGCCUACCAAUUGAAGAGGUUUCCAUUGGAUUUCGUUUUCGUAUUGGCAAGAAAACAAUGUACCCGAUUCCUAUCGCACUUGAGUCAGAGGAGAGGGUAAAGAUGCACCACUAUGAAAGUCCUAGAAGAAUAGUCCCACGAGCGAAAACAUUUUAUGGACAGUACCGUGCGUAAUGUGUAUGUAUAGAUAUUCAAUACAUCAAUUCUUUAUGAAAUAAAAAAGAAAAUCUGUGGAAAAAAAUGGCGAAUAAAGCAUAUAUAUACCAAUAAGACAAAACAGGCCAUGGGCCGUAAAAUUAACCUGACACCUUAUUUCUGUUUUGUUUGUAAUUAAAUAUUGAAAGAAAAACAAUAAAGACCGGUAUUAAUGCCAC
Messenger RNA from Ostrea edulis (European flat oyster), 1508 nucleotides. RefSeq lists its product as uncharacterized. The record is from RefSeq and is a predicted model, not a curated record. The transcript has 2 exons. Lineage: Eukaryota; Metazoa; Mollusca; Bivalvia; Ostreida; Ostreidae. The coding region runs from base 1 to 1308 and encodes 435 amino acids.